GCCAUGCACGCACUUUAGUCUCUUCGAAAAUUCGCGCCUUGAGUAACUAAGUACGCAGUGUACUAUUAGUAUACAUAUUAAAGUGUACGUAGGGGAAAGUGUCGAGUGACAUACAUCCACCGUAAAGAGCAAGAAGAGGAGAAAUUGGUCAUUAUUGCCAUCGUCAUUUCCGGUUGGUGAUGGAUUUGGGACCGCACUUCACACUCACACACUUCGAUGAAACGAGAGCGGGAACAGAGGAGGAAGCUGCAGCACUUUUUGUCUGAUCUGGCUUUGCUGGGCUCAUUGCAGGGAUUUAGGUACUUCCAGCCUUGGCUGAGAGGGAAGGAGGAGCUGCUGCUGACUGUUGUCAAUGAAGACUCGGGUUGGCGUUCCCCAGGCUUUGCCGUGUCCAGAGCGUCCUCCAGUGGCUCAAGCAGCAGCACUGAUUCAGCCAGCAGCAGCUCCCUCAGCCUGGCCAGUCAAGAAGCCUCCCCGCUGCCUGGCGGGCCUGAGGGUCCACCGGCUGCCCAUCCAACCCACGCCAAGACGCACAAACACGUCAACAGCAGUGAGGAACAUCUCCUGCCAGCCUCCCCCAGUGAAGAAGAGAUAGCAGAGCCUGAAGUGAACUGCACGCUCUUCCUGCUCGCAGGCUACGUGAAAUACGGCCGUCCGCACGCCUGGAUACGCUCCAACCACGAGCGGCUGGUUAGUAUCGGCGGCAGCGACUCCAUGGUGAGGGACACGCCUGUCAAGCUCAAAUCCAUCACAGACUGGCAGGCCGGCGGCGUUCGUGUGUGGGACGUGGUCAGCGAGCUGGUGUGUCUCUGUACCGUCCCUUUCCCCUCCAACCCCUUCGCCUUGGACAUGCGCUACAUCCAAAGUCUUCCUGCGCCCGAGCGCUUCCUGGUCACGGGGGCGCUCCUCAACUUUCUGGAGACCUACGUCGUCUACGGGAACCGUGACGAGUUGCACUAUGACAAAGUGGUGGAGGAGCUGAAGCCUCUGAGGUGUGUGCACUUCCACACAAUGCUGGAGGUGCAGAGGCUGAAGAAGAAGAGCAGGUUGGUCAACACGCCCACUGAUCACCACUCUUCUGCAGAAGACCAAAAUACAUAAACAUUUUUUGUCCUGCCAGUGAAGGCACCUUGAAUAAAAAAACAUGCACCUUGUUGACAUGCUAUUUUAACCAGACAUCCCUGGGAAACAUGUCACAUGAGUGCCGCCAGGUCCUUUUAAGAACAUUUGUGUCCUUAACACACACAAACACGUACUUCAGGCCAAAUAUAACAUUAGAAGUCAGAGUCAUGGAAAAUAUGCUCAUUCAAAGUUAAACAUUUGACUUGGUGAAUGCUUUACAGAUCACGUGAAGACCCUUGGAAAAAAGUUGUAUAAAAACAUAUUUAAUUAAAUAUGUACAUAACUACAUUUAAAAAAAACAUACACUGACAAAGCAGGCAAUUGAGUCCCUUCUUCCUUAAAAUACAUCACAUGAACACUUAGUGGGCACAAAAAUGGCACCUUUCAGUUAAUAAUAUAAGAUGGGCAUUAGUAAAGUUGAAGACGAUACGCUUUGUAACGAGUUAAAGUGGUGCUUAUGGCCUCGAGUGAACACGAGAAGAGCGGUUAAACCCAGAAAAGAGCGAGGCUUUUGGAGAGGAAUGCAGGUGCACGGCCGCACAUUCCAAGAAGAGGCUCUCUUGAUGGGACACAACGUUCUCUGUGUUUCCGUGAUCAACAAAGCAGCAAGUCACGGCUGGGUGGCUCUCUAAGCUGAGGAAGGCGGGAUGUGGGGGUGGGGUGCAUGUCGUGGAUAAAAAGUAAAAAAAAAAAGUUAAAAUGGAAAUGAUUCAUUAAAAAAAUAAUUUUCCAAAAGUGCUGACGAAGGUAAAAAAAUAAAUAAAAGAAGACUUUGUCCUUGUUUUGUGGUUUUUGGUCUUCAAGCAACCUUCUCUUUAACGCCUUAAAAAUGCAGCAGAGAAGAAGGACCACCAGUCGUCAGUCCAGAUAUUCACAGUAGAUCUACAGUCGUUGCAGGAGAUCAGCUCCAGCUGUCCGAGGCAGACCCUCUCCUGGUGAUGCCUCUGAGGGGGCUGCGGGACACAGAACCUCUUUGCUUCCAGUGAACUUAAGGGGAAAAAAGAGACAGUUGGUCUAGUUAUGUUUGGAAAUCAACAAAGUUAAAGGACGCCAGUGAGGAAGCUUGUUGACUCAUGGAUGUCUUCUUAUUUCAACGCCUUUAUAGUUUGUGUAUUUACAUAGUGUGUUAAUAUAGUGUGUGUGUGUUUGUUAAUGGACUGUGCAAAUGUAGCGACAAUCCCCAAGCAGGCAAAGUCAGCACUUCAAGCUGCAUUAUUUUUUGGGAGAUGCACGAUGCCUCAACAAAUUAGUCUGUUUGCCCACGUAUCAUUUUGCAGAAACUAAAUGUUAUCCACUGCCAGUUUGUCUUCUAUUAAUUACUAAUUGAAAACGAUCUGCAGUUUUGUAGUUUUUUUGGUCAUUGUAUCGGAUGCACGACGCAGUAAGUUUGUUGAUCAUAUUUUUCUUUGUUUUAUAUGAACUUAAAGACAAUUAGCUCUGAGGCAUGGGUGCCUUUUUUGUUUCUCAAAAGCAGUAAAUACCCAACUGGAGUAUUUUUUAAUCAAGAUUUCAUUGUGGGAAAGGUUUUACAUGUACUCAACAUACUCCAUCACACCAUCCAUACUGGACUACACUUGGGUUCGAUUCCCUCUCUUGUUUUGAGUCUUUUGAUAUAGAGAACUUGAUUUUUUCCUACAGUGGAGGGAGGCAGCUGUCAUUAAUUACUCGCAAGAGGAAGGAUCACAAUGAAAUAGCCCAUUUUAACUUUGUACACAAAUGUAGCCACAAGUUAGCACACUUAUUUUAAUAUUUUGAGCCUUUUUUUUCCUUUCACAAGUUUAACCAAUGAGAAUCGAUUGCAUGAAUUAAAUGAUGCCCAAAAACUUAGCCUCGGCUGAGCAUGCUUUGAGUUUCCACUUUUGGAAUAUUUUAACUGUCUAGAGUUUAGGGAAAUAAUAAAUUUUUUAUCGCAAUUCGGACAUGGACAAUUAUAAAAAUGAAUUAGUAAAUGUCAAUAUUGGAUAAUCUAUUUAUUGUAAAGUAAUGCAGACAGUUCUAAAAUGUCGCUGACUGCAGCGAGCCACCUCACUUAUGUUCCAGUUUUUCAGAUAUUUCCAUAAAUUUAAUAAAUUUGAUGGGAAUUUCUUAUUAAAAACGCACUAUUUUUAAAAGUUGCAAGUGAUAAAUGCUUAUUUAGUGAAACGAAAAUAAAUGUAAAACUGCAUGAAUGUACAUAAAAUAAAGAUGCAUCAAGAAUCAAUUUUUAAUCGAA
Nerophis ophidion (straightnose pipefish) is the source of this 3334-nucleotide messenger RNA. RefSeq lists its product as uncharacterized. NCBI's taxonomy places the organism in Eukaryota, Metazoa, Chordata, Actinopteri, Syngnathiformes, Syngnathidae. The record is from RefSeq and is a predicted model, not a curated record. The transcript is spliced from 8 exons. The coding region runs from base 217 to 1101 and encodes 294 amino acids.